UUAUGCAGACUGCUGUGCGUGGAAGAUGUAACACUUGUAGAAGUCGCGAUAAGUCCAUAACUUUCGCAAAAUAAACUUCAAGUGACAGGAAUACGUGAUGUGGAAGCUAAGUCGAACAAAGUCGUGCGUAGUCAAAAUAUACUUUUCAUUCACAACGACAAGAAAUUAAAAUGGGAAGCGGUAUCUUAUCAUUGUUUCCCAGGAACAACAGGUAGGAAGCUUAAGCCACGAAAGAAUGACCAGAUAAGUCGGCCUAAUAACAGCAAUGUGUACCUGACAUAAAAAGGCCUAUGCUUUAUAUGGGCAGAAGCGCCCAUACAUAUCGUGGACUUCAAAUGACAACAAAUUUGAUUUAAGUAACGUUCAACAAUUGCAGUGAACUCCCAGAUACAGAAAGAUGGAGCAUGCAGAUCUUGUUGCUGAAAUGGCUCAUGUGGAGCACUUGAGCACUCAGGAACGCCUCCAUCUGGCUCGUCGGCGGAGGCUACAACAGCUGAAACUAUGGAGCCAGCGCGAGAAAGAAUGGAUGAGGCACAGGGGAAACUCCAGAGAAAUCAGCAAGUCAUCAAAGCGGCAUAUAUAUUUUAGUGACAGUGUAAUGCUGCUAGAAGCAGCAGCCAGAAAUGAUAUAGAUGAAGUGAGAAGACUUUUAAUGAAAGGUGUUAGUCCUGACUCAACAAAUGAAGAUGGCCUUACUGCUUUGCAUCAGUGCUGCAUAGAUGACAAUGAGGAAAUGAUGAAACUGCUUAUAGAGUAUGGAGCAAAUGUAAAUGCAGAAGAUAGUGAAAAAUGGACUCCUCUUCAUGCCGCAGCUACUUGUGGCCACUUACAUCUUGUUAGAUAUCUCAUUAGUAGGGGUGCCAAUUUACUGGCUGUCAAUGCAGAUGGAAAUAUGCCAUAUGACAUUUGUGAAGAUGAAGCUGCACUGGACUAUAUAGAGAGUGAGAUGGCACGAAGAGGUGUUACACAAGAACUUAUUGAUGAAACACGUGCUUCCACUGAAACUCAAAUGCUACAAGAUCUGCAGGAAGCUGUUGCCCUUGAUCUGGAUAUUGAAGCCGCUGAUCAGCAGGGAGCCACACCUCUACACAUUGCUGCGGCCAAUGGAUAUCUAAGAGUGGUGGAAUAUCUCCUAGAUCAACAUGUUUCAACAGAAGUCAGAGACAGUGAUGGGUGGCAGCCUGUCCAUGCAGCAGCCUGCUGGGGUCAUCUGGAGGUUCUGGAAAUGCUGGUACAGAAUGGCGCUGAUCUGAAUGCGAAAACACACCAUGAUGAAACUCCUGCAGAUAUCUGUGAAGACCCAGAACUCCGAGAACGCAUCCUUCAGUUACGUACUGAACAAGAAACAAAACGAAUGCAAGAAGCAAAGAAGGGUCGUGUAAAACGUUCACAGUCAAAUACGCGUACACAGUCUGUGAGAAGAACAUCCAUCCGUGAUAAAGUUCUCACCACAAAGAAAGACGCUGUUGAAGAAGCUAGGUUGAGGUUGCAAGCCCGGGAAGUGUUUGCUCCUCAACCGGAUGAUGGGGACUCACGUGCAGCUUCUGAUGUAUCAACAGAAAACUUUGUCAAUGGCAAUGUAGCACAAGAAAUUGUGCCAAAUGCUGCUCGACAUGCACCUGAUGGCAAGGAUGAUUCUAGUGGAAUGACUGCUGUUGUAGAAGCCCAAGAUGUGAAAGGUCCUCCAUCAGCUCUAGAAAUACCUGCAGAAACUAGUUACGUGACUGAAGGAAAUGGUAAAAUAAACAUAAACGUCACAGUGACAAUCAAUGCAGGAACAUUGGCUGACUUAAAGAAACAACGAGCACAGAUUAGAAACAGCAGUCCAACAGAAGUGACUGGUGGUUCUGCACCACUGUUACUAUCUCCUGCAUCAGUGACAGGAUCUGACAUGCUACUGACUGACAGCUCUGCCUCACCACCUGUAAGGCGUUUCACUGGUAACACUAGUGAAAUUGUUGGUGAUCCACGUACCCGCCGUUGCUGCAUAAUCUCAUAAGGAAUGACCUUGUGUGUUUAAGCAGCAGAGAGAGAGAGAGAGAGAGAGAGAGAGAGAGAGAGAGAGAGAGAUUGUGAUUGCAUUGUGAUGCAG
Molecule: messenger RNA, 2092 nt
Organism: Schistocerca piceifrons (Central American locust)
Lineage: Eukaryota; Metazoa; Arthropoda; Insecta; Orthoptera; Acrididae
Gene: MYPT-75D
Product: protein phosphatase 1 regulatory subunit 16A
Exons: 10
Coding region: 398-1999 (533 amino acids)
Cellular component (GO): cytoplasm
Molecular function (GO): enzyme inhibitor activity; protein binding; phosphatase regulator activity
Source: RefSeq, a predicted model, not a curated record